Molecule: messenger RNA, 210 nt
Organism: Lindgomyces ingoldianus
Lineage: Eukaryota; Fungi; Ascomycota; Dothideomycetes; Pleosporales; Lindgomycetaceae
Exons: 6
Coding region: 1-210 (69 amino acids)
Source: RefSeq, a predicted model, not a curated record
AUGCGGUAUGAAUCCACUCAGAGGCAUAUGGGAGCCUUGUACGUAGGAUAUCAGAAAACUACCGAGCUAGCUACAGGGGCGAGUCAGGGUCGAGCCAGGGCCUUGUACGUAGGAUAUCAGAAAACUACCGAGCUAGCUACAGGGGCGAGUCAGGGUCGAGCCAGGGUCGGAGCCGAUACGGAGACCCUUCGGAUAGAAUCGUUACAGUGA